Hippocampus zosterae (dwarf seahorse) is the source of this 8763-nucleotide messenger RNA. It is a transcript of the gene slc8a1b, whose product is annotated as solute carrier family 8 member 1b. Bases 506 to 3334 code for a protein of 942 amino acids. Gene Ontology annotation, cellular component: postsynapse; sarcolemma; axon. Lineage: Eukaryota; Metazoa; Chordata; Actinopteri; Syngnathiformes; Syngnathidae. The record is from RefSeq and is a predicted model, not a curated record. Gene Ontology annotation, biological process: sodium ion transmembrane transport; cell communication; calcium ion import across plasma membrane. The transcript is spliced from 11 exons. Gene Ontology annotation, molecular function: calcium:sodium antiporter activity.
GAGAGAGAGAGUGGGUGGGGGUAAGUGGAAGAGGAAGAAUGAGGAAGACGAGCCUCUCUGCACUCCGCUCCCAACCCAAGCACACAUGCGGGCUCUGCUGAUGAGGCUCCACCGCGGUCAUUCAGGUCGCUCCGGAGGCGCUCCAUGGAAACACGUCGACCACACUCCCGCCACCAACAAAAGAUAAACAAACAAACACACGAGGAAGCAGCAGGAAGAAGAAGAAAAAAGUGCCCGUGUGCAUGGGAAUCCGGACUGGUCUGUUUCCCCUCCACCACCACCACUACUACCACUACUACCACCACCACCACCCCCUCCUUCACCUCCUCCUCCUCCGACUUGUGUGCGCCUUCGCUCGGGGGCUCCGUCCGCCGCCUCGGUGGUUAUAAGAGGAGCUCCACUCGGCUCACCUCCACUCGGCUCACCUGCACUCGGACCACAGCUCGCACGGAAGGUUCAACAUCCUCAUCGACCGCCACCUAGCGUCUCUGAUUCGGACGUCAACAUGGCCCCGAGGCUGUCAGUCAUCGUCCUCGUUCUGCUAGUCAGGCUUCAGCCUUUGCUAGCUGGUGCUCCCCCCGAGCCCAGCUUGGGCGGCUCAGUGUCGGCGGUGUCCACCAAUAAGACGGAUUGCAGCAAGGCAGCUGAGUGCACGCCUGGCGUCAUGCUGCCCGUGUGGGAACCCAUGAACCCAUCGUUUGGUGACAAAGUGGCCCGGGCGACGGUGUACUUUGUAGCUCUGGCGUACAUGUUCCUGGGCGUGUCCAUCAUCGCCGAUCGCUUCAUGGCAUCGAUUGAGGUGAUCACCUCCCAGGAGAAGGAGAUCACCAUCAAGAAACCCAACGGAGAGACCAGCACCACCACGGUGCGCAUCUGGAACGAGACCGUGUCCAACCUCACCCUCAUGGCCCUGGGCUCUUCGGCUCCGGAGAUCCUGUUGUCUGUUAUCGAGGUGGUGGGCCAUGGCUUUGACGCCGGCACCCUGGGCCCCUCCACCAUAGUGGGCUCGGCCGCCUUCAACAUGUUCGUCAUCAUCGGGAUUUGCGUCUGGGUGGUGCCUGACGGCGAGACCAGGAAGGUCAAGCACCUGCGGGUGUUCUUCGUCACCGCCUCCUGGAGCAUCUUUGCCUACAUCUGGCUCUACUUGAUCCUGUCAGUCAUCUCUCCUGGAGUAGUGCAGGUGUGGGAAGCCCUGCUCACCUUCUUCUUCUUCCCCAUCUGCGUGGUGUUUGCCUGGGUGGCCGACCGUCGCCUGCUGUUCUACAAGUACGUGUACAAGCGCUACAGGACGGGCAAGCAGCGUGGCAUGAUCAUCGAGACCGAGGGCGACCGGCCGCUUCCUUCUAAGGUGGACAUCGAGAUGGACGGCAAGAUGCUCAACUCUCACGGGGUGGACUUCCUGGACGGCCCGCUGGGUUUGGAUAUCGACGAAAAGGACCUGGAUGAGGAGGAGACCCGCCGAGACAUGGCCAAAAUUCUCAAGGAGCUCAAACAGAAGCAUCCUGACAAAGAGGUGGAGCAGCUAAUAGAACUGGCCAAUUACCAAGUCCUGAGCCAGCAGCAGAAGAGUCGGGCUUUCUACCGUUGCCAGGCCACCCGACUCAUGACGGGCGCAGGCAACAUCCUGAAGAAACACGCCGCCGACCAGGCCCGCAAGGCCGUCAGCAUGCACGAGGUGCGCUCCGAAGUCUGCGACAACGACCCCAUCUCCAAGGUGUUCUUCGAACCCGCCACCUACCAGUGCCUGGAGAACUGCGGCACGGUGGCGGUGACCGUCCUGCGGCGCGGCGGCGACCUGGCCAAGACCAUCUCCGUGGAGUACCGGACCGAGGACGGCACGGCCAACGCCGGCUCGGACUACGAGUUCACCGAAGGCGUGGUGGUGUUCAAACCCGGCGAGACGGUCAAGGAGAUCCGCGUGGGAAUCAUCGAUGACGACAUAUUUGAGGAGGACGAGAACUUCCUGAUCCAUCUGUCCAAUGUGAAAGUCCUGGCCUCAGACGGCGAGGAGCCCGCAGAGGACGAAUCGGCGAACCACGUGGACUCGGUGGCCUGCCUGGGCUUGCCGGCCACGGCUACCGUCACCAUCUUCGACGACGACCACGCCGGCAUCUUCACGUUUGAGGAGCCCGUGUUCCACGUGAGCGAGAGCGUGGGCACCAUGGAGGUGAAAGUGCUGAGGACGUCGGGCGCCCGUGGCGUGGUCACGCUGCCCUACAAGACGGUAGAGGGGACGGCACGGGGCGGCGGCGAGGACUUCGAGGACGCGCACGGCGUGCUGGAGUUCCAGAACGACGAGAUCUUGAAGAGCAUAACCAUUAGGAUCUUAGACCGUGAGGAGUACAAUAAGCAGUCCUCCUUCUACAUUCUACUCCAAGCCCCCCAGUGGAGGAGAGGCAACGGGACAGAUUGGACAGAGGAGAAGCAGCAGCAGCAGCAGAAGGAAGAGGAGAUUGCAGAGGAAGAAGAGGCUCUGACGGGGAAGGACGAGGAGGAAAGGCGCAUCGCCGAGAUGGGACGCCCCAUGCUGGGAGACCACGUCAAACUGGAGGUGGUCAUUGAGGAAUCCUACGAGUUCAAGAACACAGUGGACAAGCUUAUCAAGAAGACCAAUCUGGCUUUACUGGUGGGGACUAACAGCUGGAGGGACCAGUUCAUAGAGGCCAUCACAGUGAGCGCCGGCGAGGAUGAUGACGACGACGAGUGCGGCGAGGAGAAGCUACCGUCAUGCUUCGACUACGUCAUGCACUUUCUCACCGUUUUCUGGAAGGUCCUGUUCGCCUUCGUGCCGCCCACCGAUUACUGGAACGGCUGGGCGUGCUUCGUCGUGUCCAUCUGCAUGAUCGGGCUGCUCACCGCCGUCAUCGGUGACCUGGCGUCUCAUUUUGGCUGCACUGUGGGCCUGAAGGACUCGGUCACAGCGGUGGUGUUUGUCGCAUUGGGAACGUCGGUACCAGACACCUUUGCCAGCAAAGUGGCGGCCAUCCAGGAUCAGUACGCCGACGCCUCUAUUGGCAACGUGACGGGCUCUAAUGCUGUCAAUGUUUUCCUGGGCAUUGGGGUGGCCUGGUCCAUCGCCGCCAUCUACCACCAGAGCAACGGCGAAGCCUUCAAGGUGGACCCGGGCAAGCUGGCCUUCUCAGUCACGCUCUUCACCAUCUUUGCCUUCAUCUGCGUCGCCAUGCUGAUGUACCGGCGGCGGCCCGAGAUCGGCGGCGAGCUGGGCGGGCCGCGGACUGCCAAGGCCCUGACCACCAUGCUCUUUGUCAGCCUUUGGCUCCUCUACAUCCUCUUCUCCUCGCUGGAGGCCUACUGCCACAUCCAGGGCUUCUAGGAUGGUGAAAUCUGGUCCAGGGGGGUGGGGAGAGGGUGAAGUCAAGGUGGCCCGUUCGGUCUAUCAAUCCCUCCCUUUUCGCAGAACGACUGACGAAUGAAUGGAUGAAGGAGUGAAGGAUGCGCCAAGUGCACCUCAAAACACGCGCAAAGGAAACGGGGACAUGGAGUCGCAGGAACUAUCUGAAUGCAUUUCUUGACUUAACUUAAAACAAUAGCCACUAAAAAUAAUGGUCUUAAAUUUGCCGUACGUAGUUUGCACACUUGCUAGAGUUAUAAAGAGGUGCAACCCUGACUGAUUUCGUUGUGUUAGCGAGGCCAUACGUGAGUGGACGAUACUGACCACAUGACCACAGGAAAGCCAGUAUAAAUGUGUGUGUGUGCGUGCUUGUAUAUGCGUGUGUGUGUGCGUGUUUGUGGACAUCACUGCUGCUUAGGGACUCAAGUACUGAGUAGUCACGUACUGUGAAAACAAACAAACAGCCACAACAAAAACUCACCUCUGGUUUUACCGCGUGAGACUGAAAAUGCUUUUGUAAAGUAUUCCAUCCGUUUUGUUUGUUUUUUUUGUUUUUUUCUAUUGGCCUGUAGAAACGCUGAAUGGUCAUCCACGAGAUGUAAAUCAACUCGAGCUCCCCCCCCCCGUCUUGUUGCGAAUGUUUUUCCCACUUGCGCUCUCCCGGACAUCUUUUCUGUUGCUUUGUACUGUAGGCGGAUAUGAAAACGCGUGCUUAUACCUUUAAGAAGGCCUCGUCCAAACGGACAAAAUGGCCACUGUACCGUUUAAAACUGUUAAGAGUAUUUUGUGUGCGUGCAUAUAUAUAUAUAUAUACACACACACACACUGUAUAUAUGAAAUCGCGAAAGAGAGAUUAAUUUGUUUGUUUUCCUCCAGUGUAUAUGUACCCCCAAAAAAAUUUGAAGUACCACCAUCAGUCAAACCUCUUUUUCUGAUGCCUUGCUCCCAUUCAGUUUCGUCUUCUGUGUGUCUUAAACCACAACUCCACAUCACUCUGAACAAUCGGUGGACCAUCCCAAAAUCCUUGAAGGGCUGACCCCCCCCCCCACCCCCCCAUUUAUGACAACUAAUCCUGAAACCUAACUUGUCACCUUGCUUGUAGUUUUGUCUUUAGGGUACACAUCAAAACAUGACGAUAAUGCAUAGAAUUGAUGUUGCAUGAAACUGGGCGGCCCACAGAAACGUUUCCGGUUGUUGAUAGUGGGUGAAAAGUGUUCCAUAGUUCUUCAUCCUUGUGGUAUUUUGACCGAGCCAAAUGUAUUCAGAGACGUGGGAAUUGUUUAAUCUGUGGAGGUAACGGCAUAGUGUCUCUCUUUAAAAGUCCUUGAAAGGUGAAAAUAUGUCUUGUAAAUUUGACACACCACCCCGAAAGUGUGAUUUUCUUAACAACCCUGCCAUUUGUUUAAAUCACCUAAUAUAUGAGUAAGGCUUCCAAAAACAUUUUGACACCCGAAUGCACUGAAACCAUACCCCAAUUAACUGUCAGCUCUCAAUCAAAUACCACUACUUGUUCUGGAAAAAUGGAUGCUACUUGACAAAGAAUAUUUCCUUUGCCGACAUGUACGCUUAAAUCCUCCUGGCGGGUGGCAUAUAUCUUAAUGGGUUAUGACAGGGCUUUUCCAGGAAGCAACUACGAGGCGCUUUGAAGCAGAAUUUUGGGGCAGAAACCGAUGACGCCAAUCCAAUUUGGGGUUUUCUGCCGAAUCGUUUUGAUUGUUUGCAAGUUAAUGAUCAUUGGAGUAGUUGGCCGGAAACUUCCUGCUGAUAUGUAACAUCUGUCAGUUGAGAUAUUUAAAAUAUGUAAUUUGCUCUUGUGUAGUUAGAAGCAUAAAUCCAUAUCAAUAAAUUGAUUUAACCCCCCAGCUCCCCUUUGUAUGAAACUGGAGGUGAGCAAGGACAAGUUUGGCAUCAAAAUCUAAAAAUGGUGACCCUGAAAUGGUGCUCGCCUGCCGAAAUGACUGAAUUCACACAUUGUGAUAAAAAUAAUAACAAUGACACCAAUCAUUUACGCCCGACUCUUGCAUGAUGCACGAUAUAUUUUUUUCUCCCCUGUUUGGAGUUCUCCUUCAAGGCCUUCGAGUGGCAGUUUACCCCUGUUUUUGUCUAAGGGACGAAUUUCUAUCUGAAUAUUUGCUGCCCAAGUGACUGUACAAGGGUUUUUCUAGCCAAGGGAUUCUUAUAUUUAAAAAAAAAAGUACUACACACACAUUUAUUCACCUUAAUAGCUUGUGAGAACCAAACGAUGUUGAAAAUUUCUUGAUGUAUUUGUCUCUUCACUGGCAUGGCGCUGAAGGUUUAUACACUGUAAAAAGUUGCGCUUAUUGACGGAGGCCGCCACUUUUUUGUGUCAAUUCGACUGUUGGCUUUCGGGCGCUGGCUUCACGUGGUCGGAUUUGCUGAAAACGUUCACGCUUGCCCAAUCUGUUUGAGCGCACGAAUGAAACGCUCGUAGUUGCGAAUUCGCCGGUGUUUGCAUCCAAAUUAGGUCGCUAGCCUUUUGUCUUUGAACGGGGAAUGAAGCUGAUUUUUGCGAUUUGUUGUGUGACAUUUCUACGAGCCCCAAUAGGCUUGGACAAACGCUCUGCCAAAGAAAAUGUUGCAUUCGAGGCCAUUGGGAAUUUGGGUCAUUUUUCCUCAUUAAUUUGGUCUCGGCACUUACUGUACGUACAAUAAGGAUGAACCUAACCAAGAGAUUUGCGGUUUUUCUUUGACUUUUUGGAUUGUCACAGAACGGUACGAGUCUGGAAAAAUGACAAUGACGUUAAAAGUCAUUGUCAUUUCGGAAUACACGGUGACCAUAGACGUGAUGAAACAUGUAAAAUGAACCCGAGCAAUGUGUUUGGCUUUUUCUUUGAAUUCCUUAAUGAUGGCCAAGAAGAAAUCAUCAACACAUCAUGCCAAUCUUCGUAAAACACAAAAUGGACCUGAUGAUGAGUCGUCUGUGUCUCAAAAAUAAAGUUCCAUGCAAGUAGGAAAGUUUCCCAGUGUUUUCGAAUGCAGCAUUAGCCCAAGCUAGCGGUGAUGCUAACGGAGCAGAAGCGGACAUGUUUUUUUUCAAUGAAGGAAAGAGAUUUGCACUGACUUUGUGGCUUUUGUGAAAUGGCUAAUGCUAAAAAACAUUUUUUUUUUGUUUUGCUAAUGUUGCUUACGAUGUAAACAGCCACCUUGUACCUAAUGUAAAAAAAUGAGAAGAAAGAAAAACAACUACAUAAUGAUACGAUUUACCUCCUGGUGAACUUCCUGACUGAUUGAGCAAUGGAUGAAUGGACAGACAGGAACGGCAACCGGGACGAUGGCGUGAAAUGAUGCCAAACAAGAAGCGGAGGAGUAAGGAGGGGUUUGAAAUUACAGCCAUAUUUCGUCGAUUUGUGAGUCAGCGAGCAUAUGCGUGUAUUGUCCCUCGUGUCUUAUCUUUCCUCGAUUGCUUAGGUCUUUUUCACUCGCAGAAAAAGCGGAACGCGAGGCAGCGACCAGUUUGUCUAUCUUCAUCUAUCUCCUAUGUUUUUCGGGAAUGUCAACGUGCUUACUUGUGGACACGGUGCAUGAAUGCUAAUGUGUGUGCAUAGUAGAGUUAUAGAGAAUCGUAUUCCAUGAUCCAAUUAAAAAAAACUUACAAAAAAAGGUCCGAAUGCUGUACAGAUUCAGGAUUUUUUUUUCAUGUUCUUUCUUUGAACUGUUUUGGGAGCAAAUUGCACAUUACAACAAAGGAGUAUUAUGGCCACAUUAAAAAAAAAAAGAUGACGUACAAGAGAUAGUUAUGUAUUUUCAGGAAUUAAGACGCAUGUUCUGGAGGGGUUGGAUAUUAUCAAGAUAAACAGAAUUGAUCUAAAAAUGUCACCUUUAACCCUUUCAUGCACCCUGUAACCUGAUAACAUGAUAAACUGUCCACUGUAGUAACCGCUGUCACUGAAAUCUUAAAAAAAAAUCACAAUCUUUAGCAUGCACAUUUGUAUUUUUUUUUAAUUGACAUUAUCCUUACAACAUGAUUGUCAAAAUACGUUUUCACACUUAAUUUAAAAAAACAGAUGUUUUUGCAAGAAAAAAUGUUUGUUGUUUUCCCAAAAACUUUCAAAUGUGACUUUGGCAGCUAAGCUGGUGGGCUAAUAACAGAGAUAGACUAUGAGCUCAAAAAUGUCUGACUCCAAAAAAUAUACAAUAUUAAUCUUCAAAAAAUGACAAUGUCUCAAACAUGGGAUUAUUUUUAUCCAUUAUUAAACAUAGCACUGAAAACCUACCAAAAAACCCAACCUAAAUCUAAAACUUUAAUGUCCAACAUGUGCUCUCUAAAAAAAAAUCAUGUAACUACUUUGUAUGACUGAACCCUUGAAAAUAUCACUUUAAUCUGUAAAAUCCUACAUUUUUAUCUCCAAAAAUGUAUUUGAAAUGAUGCUUGAUUUGUAAAAUUAGUCCUUAUUUCAUGUUGGGGAUCAAAAGUUGGAUAUUUUCGCGCUUACGUUGCUAACACUAUGAGAACACAAUUUUUUUGUUCUCAAAAUCGAUAAUCUUGCAAAUGUACGAAUCCUGAAAUUGACUUUGUAUCUUGAACUUUUUAAUCACAUCUGACUACACUUCUCAUAAAAUGAAAAUGUUUCUUUCAAAAUUGUACACAUUUUUUCUAUUUGAAUCUUGGAAAAUAUACAAAGCUUUUUUCCUGACUGCUUUUUUUUUUUGUUUUGUUUUUUGCUCAUUUAAAUGUGGUCCUAAUACUCUUUCAUACAUUUCAGAUUUUUUUUUUCUGAAAGAAAAACGGAGGCGAAAAAGGCAAUAUCUGCUAUUGUUGUCGGAGAACGACGGCUGAUACUUAAAACUUAUUUUGGCAUGAAAGAAAUACUAUUGUGUAUAUACUGUACAGUGUUAUUAGAAAAUAAGCGCAGGUGGCCAUCAUCGCUACCCCUUAAGAGAAAUAUUUAUUGGGGGGGAUGGGGGGGCAUUAUUGCAGUCAAGAAUGACAUACAGUAGAGUUUAUUGCCUUUUUGGGGACGUUGCUUGUUUUUUCACCUUUCUUUAAAUUCCACACGGGGCAUUUCAGACGGGCUUUUAUUCCUCCGUUAUUUACGUUGGUCGGCCUUUACGAUUGGCUCCACCUACUCGCUGUUAUUCCCAUCAUGCUUUGCUCCAUCCACUUUUAUCCCACAGGGUGCAGUUUGCCAAUUGUAAUCAUGUUUUGGGAAAAUAUGGUUUUGUUUUUUUUUGCCCUUGGUCCUCUUUGUGCGUCAAGGUGUUUUGGCUUAGCGUUGAAUGAUUCUUAAUCUUAUUUGUCGGAGGCCAACGGGGGAAGUUAUUUGUGUGUGUGAGGUGUGCGCAUGCGUGCGUUCGUGCGCCUGUGUGUGUUGCCACUGUGACUGCUCUCCAUGGUACUUCUGAUGAAAAAUCCAAUAAAAUAAAGUUUGGGAUACCCUGUUUCAGAGACA